This is a messenger RNA of Rubroshorea leprosula, 1155 nucleotides long. Lineage: Eukaryota; Viridiplantae; Streptophyta; Magnoliopsida; Malvales; Dipterocarpaceae. The record is from the annotation of a GenBank genome assembly.
GACGAAGCUGCCAUAGAUACUCUGCUAAAGUCAAAACCCUAGUUUCUAUUUUCCUCUGCAAUUCCUUCGUGGAUAAACGCGAUAUUUUCCAAGCUUUGGAUUUGGAGCUCGGAAAUGGAACUCGCACAGUCGCACAAAAUAGAGAUGAUAAGCAUAGCCGUCGCCGUCGUUGCCGUCGGCGCUGCUACGGCUUACUACUUCUACGUCACGAAGAAACCUAAAGCUAAAGGCUGCUUGGAUCCUGAAAAUUUCAAGGAAUUUAAACUUGUUAAACGCACUCAACUGAGCCAUAAUGUGGCGAAGUUUAGGUUUGCUCUUCCAACUCCAACAUCCGUUUUGGGGCUUCCGAUUGGACAGCACAUGAGUUGCAGAGGAAAGGAUAGUGUUGGUGAAGAAGUUGUUAAGCCAUAUACUCCAACAACUUUGGAUUCGGACUUAGGAUACUUUGAGCUAGUCAUAAAGAUGUAUCCACAAGGAAGGAUGUCCCAUCACUUUAGGGAGAUGCGUGAAGGUGAUUACUUGGCUGUGAAGGGACCUAAGGGGCGCUUUAAGUAUGAGCCUGGCCAAGUUAGAGCAUUUGGGAUGCUAGCUGGGGGCACUGGCAUUACUCCAAUGUUCCAGGUUACACGAGCCAUAUUGGAAAACCCAAGUGACAAGACCAACAUUCACCUUGUUUAUGCCAAUGUCACUUAUGAAGACAUUCUCUUGAAGGAAGAGCUGGAUAAUCUUGCAAGUAAAUUUCCUGAUCGGUUCAGUAUCUACUAUGUUUUAAAUGAGCCGCCUGAAGGAUGGGAUGGUGGCGUUGGGUUCAUAUCAAAAGAAAUUAUCCAAACUCACUGCCCUGCUCCUGCACCUGAUAUUCAGAUAUUGAGGUGUGGACCACCACCAAUGAACAAAGCUAUGGCUGCUCAUCUAGAGGCUCUUGGAUACUCCCCUCAGAUGCAGUUCCAGUUUUAAGCCUCCAAUGGUGCUUCUGUCACUUUAGUGUCAACUUGUUUCAAGAAUGUUCAUCAACCUUUUAUGGUUGUUAUUAUUUCAAAUGGAUGACUACCUGCCUAAUGUAUGAGUAAUUUCACUGUGGGAGUAAAUUUCCACUGAAACGAGAAUCUGUAUUAUGGGAUUUGCAAAUGAUAGAAUGCAUGCUUUUUAAGUUCA